CGUGGAGAGAACACAGGGUAAGCUUUUGACCAUUCUCCCAUUUUUACACAAGGCAUAAUAAUACUCUUUGUAUAACCUAACAAAAAAAAACUGUAUUGCAAGACUGACAUACAAACUGGAAGGGAAAUGUCGCCAAGGAGGAUCUGAAAUAGAUGUGGUGUUUAAGCAUGAAGCAGCUUUGUCACUUAUUCGUAAGUCACCAUCUGAUUAUCAGUUUCUGAAGAAGGACGAAAUCAUCGAAUUGAUCGCAAAGAACUAUAACAAAAAAUAUGCUGCGGAGUUGAAUGUCGCAUGGAAAAAAGUGGGGGACAGUGAUUCAGACAUGCAACCAAAAGCGACAGUGCUCACCCUCUGGGACCGAUCAGCAUUCGAGAAAUGAUGUUGUCCUUCGAAGCUUGCCAUUUUGAUAUCGUGCAAACAACAAAGGCACGAAACUUCUGAAAACAUUUUGUCCUACUGUUUCCAAAUCUUCAGUCUCCGCCAUGGAACUUUUAUUAGUUUAGUAGAUACAUCGUGGAGACUUGGCAACACUCCUAACUACAUUCAUGUUUAUUCUGCAAAAACAGUCACUCUUUUGCAUAAUGGUCAUAGAUUAUAUGUUUAUGACAAUGACAACAUUUAUGUCUAUGUUUGGGACAUAACAAUUAUGGUAAUAGAAUAUAUUAAAUCUCAUUUAAAUUAUGACAGAAAUAGUAUCCCGCAGUAGAGCGCGGGCUGAAUCCUAAUACAAUAUAAUAGCCAAACCUUUUAUUUUAAACAAAAUAAUAGCCAAACUUUUUUAAAAUAAAAACAAUAACCAAAUCGUUAACUUUCCGUCCGGUCAAACGUUUGUUCACUCUAAGGUGGCACACUAAUUUCUGAGUUGGAUGGAUUCUGAUGACGUGGCAAAACAAGCAACUAUUUGACUGUGCCACAUACAUAUUUAUUAAUUUUUAUUUUGCUUUAUUUUAAUAACAAAUAAAAAAAUACAUCACACAACAACCAAGAACGAAGAUUACAUCAUCUAAUCCCUACAGGCCACAUCACCCCCUCCAUCGAAACAUCCUCCCCCAGUUUUCUCCUGUGAAUCCCAUAUCCCGUCCUGCACCAAGUCCUUGGGUCGGUUUGUUUUUGCGAAAACCCCACCGAAGUGUUAAAAAUAAGAUAAUGAGCCCAAAAACGAACAUUAGGCCGGCCCAUAAAAGUUGCCACGUCUGUGCCACGUGCCGCCAUCCGCCCUUGCGUUUCAAAACAAACGGUUAAGCUCUCUAGAACUUCUGCGCCAUCCCAGCUGUCUGUCAAUUACAUCGAAGCAAAAAAGAAAGAAACAAAAAAAUUGUUUGAACGUUGAAUGCGAAGGUAAUUUAGUCUCCGGCGGCGAUGGCGAUACGGCUCGACUGGCUGCUCGGAGUAGCGUGGGUUGCCGGAACUCUGCCGAUACUCCUCGCUUCACUGCCCUUCUCUCGACUGAACCCCAUCCACCAACUCUUGCUGGGUUUCGCUAAAAGGGGCAAAACCCUGAAGUCGUCUUCCAAGAAGUGGACGGUUCCCCAGAGAUUUUUCCUGCACUUUUACUGGUUUGGUGUGGCGUGGACUAGUUUCUUGCUGGUGAUUACUUGGAACUACGCGUCCAAGACGGCUCCGUUGGUACCCGACCCGUUGGACUACUCGUCGGCGGCGGCCCACUUGACCGGGGGCGGCUCGCGAUUGUUCUCUUGGCACAAGUCCCAUUCGGGGACCGCAAAGCACAGGUACAAGGUCUGGGUGUCGGUGUUCUUGCUGUUGCUGAUGGAGACUCAUGUGUUGAGGCGGCUUUACGAGACCAUUUAUGUCCUCAACUACAGCCCCUCGGCUCGAAUGCACAUUCUGGGCUAUCUCACUGGCCUCUUUUUCUAUGCUGCGGCUCCGCUCUCGCUCUGCCACUUUUGUGCUUUCAAGGCUCUCAACUUCGCUGUUGAUGAAGUGGUGGUGGAGCUCAAUGCUAAAACCCAACAGGACCCAUCUUUUGCUGCAAUCGGUGGCGACAACACGGAUUGGAAGGGAUUUUUGAAGCCGAUAUUGAAGCUGCGAUGGUGUCAGUGGACUGGUGCUGCCCUUUUCGCCUGGGGAUGGGUUCAUCAGCUUCGCUGCCAUAAAAUCCUGGGAUCAUUGAGAAGGAGGGACAGAGAACAAAGUGAGGAGUAUGCGAUUCCUCGUGGGGAUUGGUUUGAAUUGGUGUCAAGCCCCCACUACACUGCUGAGAUGCUAAUCUACGCAGGGCUCUUGAUUGCGAGCGGGGCUACUGACUACAUCAUGUGGUUGCUUCUUCUGUUCGUGGUGGCUAAUCUUGGAUUUGCAGCAGCAGAGACGCAGAGGUGGUACUUGCACAAGUUUGAGGCUUACCCUCGCAGUAGGCGAGCUUUUCUUCCAUUUGUAUACUAGACUGUUCCAUGAUGAUUUUUCUCUCUAGUCUCUUUUUCGUAGAUCGUACAUAUACACAGACGGGGUUUGUCCUGCCAGAUUCAGAGAUUGCGGAAGAAAAAUUCCUCUGUGUUUUUGUCAUAAAUGUGUUCAGCCUUCUCUGUGUACUGAAUGUUGCCUUUUAUACAUCUGACCAAAUUACCGCUACCGUAUCUAUACUACAAAUUAAACUACAAAUUAAACUACUCUGGUUACAUUAAAAUUUACAUUUUAAAUCUUACUUACAUUAAUACCUUCAACUCGAUGUCAAUGGGACGAGAUUGUCUAAACUAGCGAUGACAAUUUUGACCUGACCCAUUUUACCCGACCUGUUUGGUCUAUUUUGGACGGGUCCGAUCGCCCCGUAGGCAGUGCGGGCAUGGGUACUUUUAUCGGUCCGACCUGCCUAACCUGCCCCAUUCUCAACCCGUUCUUGCCUAAAGUACAUGUAAUCCUAGUCAAAUUACUUUGAAAUUUUCUUUUAUUAUACCAUAUUUUAGCUAUAAUAAAGUUGUAAAUCAGUGAAAAUCUCAAUUUCUCCAAUAAUUUAACUACAUUUAUCAUAAUAUUGUUUGUUUUCUUAGUUUUAUAAUAAAAAUAACGAAUAUUUUUAAUGUUUUCCCAUAUAAAUUGCAUACACAUUGGGUCGACCUGCCCGACUCACGACCCGUGAUAAAUUACCUGAUCUGGACCCGACCUGUCACGGGAUGGAUCUGGGUACCAAGUAACCCGCCCCGGACCUGCCCUUGCCAUUCCUAGCCUAAACCUUUUUCAUUCCUGCUUUCAAAUAUCCAAACCCGUACUUGCCCCAUACCCGUGGGUUUCGGGUACACAUGAUACUUGCUCCAUACAUCCAACAUCAUAAACAUAAGAUGUUACAUGUAAAUUUUCAAUUAUAACGCUAAAUAGACCUACUACAAGUCAAUAAAGAUACAUUCUUGAUACGGUUCAAAUUGUAUGAUCCUAAAACAUCUAUUAAUCAAUAAGAUUGAAUAUAAUAUUUUUAAAUCAUUAGUUUCUUACUCACUCUGAUACAUCUACUAAGUAAUACUUAACUAACAUAAUUAUCUUGUUAACAAGAGGGAAGAGUGAAAGAAUGAAAAGAGAACUGACGUAAAUGAAUUAGAUUUGGACUUGAGUGGCCACUCAAUUGCAUUUCUACUAUAUACUGUCUUAAGUUAUCUUCACGAUCAUUGAUAGGUUUCAAUUUUAUCCAUGUAAUUUUAUAUGUGAAGAAAUAUUUUUGAUGGGUCGGGUAUAGGUCUGGGCAUGGGGCGGGAAGGCCAAAACCAUAACCGCCCCAUACCCAUCAAACUUUUUGCGGGUUUUACCCAUAUCCGCCGCAUACCCAAUCAAUGCGGGGAUUCCCCUCAUUGACUUAGUCGGAGUCGGGGAGGCUAAAACCAUACACGCCACAUACCCAUCAAACUUUUUGCGGGUUUUACCCAUAUCAGCCGCAUACCCAAUCAAUGCGGGGAUUUCCAGCAUUGACUGGGUCGGGGGCGGUCAGGUACCUGUGGUCAUUGGUUUGAUUGCCAUUCCUAACUGGAGCAUGUAUAUCACACAUGGCCGACUUGGUAUUAAGCUCCUGAAACUUAUUUAUUGACAGGGAUUUGGUCAAUAUGUCUGUGAUUUGAUUAUUAGUGCUAAUAUGGAAGACUUUGAGCAGCUUGUUAGCUAUAUUCUCUCGAAUUAUGUGACAAUCGAUCAGGAUGUGCUUCGUUCUUUCAUGUGCAACUGGAUUUUAUGGAAUACAAAUUGCAGAAGUGUUAUCACAAUAAAAAGAGAACGAAACUUGAAACAAAACACCUUAAGUCGGUAAACAAAUAACUUAACCACUGUAAUUCACAAGACAAAUCUGCCAUAACUUUAUAUUUGGUUUAACAUGUGAUCUACUUACAAUACCUUGUUUCUUUGCUCUCCAAGAAGUAUUAGAUUGACCCAUAAACACGCAAAAACCAG
Linum trigynum is the source of this 4380-nucleotide messenger RNA. The record is from the annotation of a GenBank genome assembly. Lineage: Eukaryota; Viridiplantae; Streptophyta; Magnoliopsida; Malpighiales; Linaceae.